Messenger RNA from Solanum pennellii, 854 nucleotides. RefSeq lists its product as uncharacterized. Lineage: Eukaryota; Viridiplantae; Streptophyta; Magnoliopsida; Solanales; Solanaceae. The transcript has 3 exons. The record is from RefSeq and is a predicted model, not a curated record. The coding region runs from base 15 to 386 and encodes 123 amino acids.
UUAGCAAGGCAACUAUGGCUUCAUCAAUGAGAUCUAACGGUGCUUCAAUUGAGAAUCAAAAGAGCAACGGUACCAAGGAUGGGGAAAUGGUCGUCACUUGUACUAAUUACAAGGGGAAUGACAAGAUGCCGGUGCGAAAUGACACUCGUCGAUCGUUAACGUAUCCAUGUCCAGUUCCAUCAUACUAUGCUGAUAUUCCUGGAAUACACUUGACGGUUGAUCUGCACAUACCACGAAAGGACAAGGCUGCUGCUGUUGCAUCUGCAGAAGUAGCACGUAGAGCUAUACGCGACGACGUGGCUGGUGAAGGAUCAUGCGUUAAAGGACUCAUUCCAUUGGCUGAAAGCACUAGCAAAAAGACUCAUCCCUCCAACCACCAACCCUGAAGAGAUCGUGCAGGAGUAGUAACAACCGAGGAAGAUUAUGGAUUCAUCAAAAUUUAAUUUGAUGUUUUAUGUGUUGGAACAAUUGCCCUACUUUGAUUUUGUUUUAUGGAUAUUUUCUAGUUGUUUUUAUUUUUCUCUUUUUGUUUAACAUAUAUAUUCCUUGUUAUAAUUACUAGCGCCCACAAGGCUAUGCAGACUAUGUAUGUAUAUAUGCAGGAAUAAGUGGAUGGGCACAUGGGACAACGUAACCUGAAGCUGAAAAUGAUCAUCGAAGAUAUUACAAACAAUAUGAAGAAUGUAAGAUGACACUUUAUUUCUAUAAGGAUGCUAAUCAAGUAGGACUUGCAUCAGGGCAGGCUCUUAUUAAGGCAUUGGCCUUCCUCAAAUUUCGUCAAACAAAAAAAUUAUGUAUCUUAAUUAAUCCCAUUAAAAUAGAAGAAAUCAAGGAGACAUUGUUUUGGAUAAUUA